This is a messenger RNA of Aaosphaeria arxii CBS 175.79, 1201 nucleotides long. RefSeq names its product Sedlin. Bases 185 to 736 code for a protein of 183 amino acids. Gene Ontology annotation, cellular component: nucleus; TRAPP complex; cytoplasm. The transcript has a single exon. Gene Ontology annotation, biological process: endoplasmic reticulum to Golgi vesicle-mediated transport. NCBI's taxonomy places the organism in Eukaryota, Fungi, Ascomycota, Dothideomycetes, Pleosporales. The record is from RefSeq and is a predicted model, not a curated record.
CGUCAAGGGACAAACAAACAGUACAGGAAAGGUCAAGCACAGCUUGGAGAUUGGUGCGGGAGCGGCGCACGACAUAAAAAUUCCGCGGGUCUCGACAUCUGAAUACUCUCUCAUAUAACGAAACACAAACGUCGGUUCCAACUGCAACGUCACAGAACGAUUGACCGACUACUUCCCCCCCAAAAUGUCGUACACAUUUACCAUACUCUCCCCGACGGACAACCCGCUCUUCACCCACGAAUUCGGCACUUCAAGAAGCGGCGGCGACGGCGUAGCACGCUUCACGACCUCCGAGCGCGCACUGAAUCCCUUCAUCAUCCACUCCGCCCUCGACAUCGUAGAAGAGGUCCAAUGGGGCCCCAGCACCUCGUCCGGCUCCGCGCCAAUGUACCUGAAGCACAUCGACAAGUACCAACAUAAUUACAUAUCGUGCUGGAUCACGGGCGCCAAUGUACGAUUUCUAUUACUCACGAGGCCGAGGGACGAGGCGCUAGGGUUGGGCGGAGGAGGCGGCAGUAGGGGCAGUCUGGCGGGUGGGAGGGGCGCGUUGGGCGGAAACGUGUAUAACCCUACGGCGCCGGCGACCGAGGAGGCGGUCAAGAACUUCUUCGUCGAUGUGUAUGAGGCAUGGCUCAAGACGGUCAUGAAUCCGUUCUUCUCAGUGGCGAAUGGAGAUGUGGUGAAAAGCCCGGUUUUCAGGCAGAGGGUCGCGGCUGCAGCGAAGAAGUACUUGUGAAUUUGAGGAAGAGAUAUGGGGAAGAAAUGAUAUUAAUGAUACCAAUCACGGAUUGAAGAUACGGAAAGCCUAACAGGGCUAUGGGUCUGAGGCUCGUCCGCGUGCAUGAAUGGUGUAAUAUGACUGCUAGAGGUACAUGCAGACUGAAGGAGAGCGAAGACGAGCGUUAUGUGUCAGAGUAGAGGGAACUAGAUCUUCUCUCUUCAAGAUGCUAUUAAUUGUUUGGUUCUUGUCUGCCUCGAUUGGACUUAGGACGCACAAGCACGAGUCAAUAAAGUGAAGGAUACAGGUGUAACGUAUCUACCACUUGCAGUCAUGAAUGCAUAUGCAUUGCAUGCCUCAAGGUGCUUCACACAAUAGAUAUAUAAGAACAAGCUAGAACAAAUCACAUGAGAAUUUAGCAAAGCUUAACUAGUUACAAUUGCACAGCAACGUCAGACUAGAAACAUCACAAUACAACAACGC